AUGGCGGAUAGACCACCUACAAGUGCUGGCCCCGGCGCAUCGCGACCACGGAGCACCCGUCGCCCCCGUACAGGCGCCUCUCGUCCGGCUACAUCACGCCCAGACACCUCGGCAAGCGGUAUCACGGCGGACGAGCUGCCGGACCAGCAAUUUUUUCCGGAGGAUGAUGGGUUUGACGAGGAGGAAGAGGAUUAUGAGGAUGAGGAGCCAGAGGAGGAAGGCGUAUUUGCGUUCGCGCGGCCUCAGACGGGCGCGGUACCCAGGGCAAACCUCAGCGGGUCAGAAUACGGUACUUCUGCCCCAGGUACUGCCACGACGCACUUUACAUCCAACCCACCUCUCACCGCCGAUUCGCGCUUCACCGGAGAAGCAUCGGGAGCGGGUCCAAGCAGCGUCAAGACCCCGGCGGACCUGUCAGCCGGUAACGUUGACGCGGGCGGCCGACUACCGGAGUUGAGGUACGACUAUGAGACCAUCUUUUCCGGCAAAAACAACCUCAACAAUUCGGCUCGGGGCUUCAGUCGUGGGUCGUACGGGAUGACCGAGAUGACGGGGGACAUGACCAUUCCGGAUGGCAAAGUGACGUGGGGAGAUGGGUCAGGAGGCGCCAUGAAGGAUAUCAGCGAGCAGGGAGAGGAUAUACCAGUUUCUGCGUAUGAUCUGUCCGAGGAGGAUAGCCCGUAUCCGGAAGUCAGGGCGUCAGUAAGCAAUUUGGACGAUGUGGAAAUGCCUUCCUUGACAUUCCGGGCUUGGUUUUUAGGGCUACUCUUUGCGAUUCUUGGCGCGGCCAUCAACACGUUCUUCUACUUUCGAACACCGUCUCCAUACAUUGCGCCUCUCAUCGUACAAGUGAUCGCCUAUCCUGCUGGCAAGAUGGCUGCCUGGUGCCUACCUAUCCGCGUAUUCCACAAUCCACGCUGGCUCGGCGGUGCGGCUUGGUCGUUCAAUCCCGGUCCAUUCAACAUCAAGGAACACGCCAUCAUCACCAUGAUGUCCAGCGUGGCAGUCGGUCCCGCCUAUGGCCUCUGGGUCGUCGUCUCCUCUGAGCUGUACUACAUGCGCCCCUUCGGUAUCGGCUUCAACAUCCUCUUCCUCUUCACCACCCAGGUCACCGGUUUCGCCUUUGCGGGUCUAUGUCGGCGGUUCGUCGUAUGGCCGGCGAGCAUGAUCUGGCCAGGAGUGCUGGUCAUCUCGACCAACUUGAACACGCUUCACGCCGAAGAGGAGGGUUUCCAGGGGUCGAUGAGCAGGUUCAGGUUCUUGAUGUACGCUGGAGCGGGGGCUUUCAUGUGGUACUUUCUUCCAGGCUACCUCUUUACCGCCCUCUCCUACUUUUCGUGGGUCUGCUGGAUCGCACCUGCCAACCCAACCAUCAACAACCUUUUCGGCGUCAACACGGGUCUCGGGAUGGGCAUCCUCACAUUCGACUGGUCCCAAAUCGCCUGGAUCGGCUCGCCGCUGGUCAUUCCCUGGUGGGCGAUUGUCAAUGUGGGGAUUGGGUUCGUGCUGUGCUACUGGAUCAUCGUGCCUGUUCUCUACUUUACCAAUGUCUGGGAGUUUGCAUACAUGCCCAUCAGCGCCAUCCAAGUCAUCGACCGCUUCAGCACACCCUUUAAUGUUGGCAACAUUAUCAAUUUCGACGACUUUACCCUCAACACCACCGCAUAUGCAGAGUACUCGCCACCGUACCUCUCGGCCGCAUUCAGCAUGACAUUCAUGCUGGCCUUUGCGCUCACGUCGGCCCUCGUCGUGCAUACCGCCCUCCAUCACGGUCCGCGUAUGUACCGGACGAUGAUCAACGUCAAGACCGAGGCGGACGAUAUCCACGCCAAGCUCAUGAAGCAAUAUCCCGAGGUACCGGACUGGUGGUUCCUCGUCCUUCUCGCGGUGUUUGGGAUCGUCUUUGGAAUCGUCGCGAUCGAGGUGUACCAUACGGGUCUACCAGUCUGGGGAUACUUCUUGUCCAUCCUCAUCCCGGCCAUCUAUAUCCUCCCCGCCGCCUUCAUCUUUGCCAUGACCAACCAGCUCGUCGCCAUCAACCUCAUCGCCGAGUUGAUACCGGGGUAUCUUUUCCCGGGGAAACCUAUUCCGUGCAUGCUGUUCAAGUGCUUCUCGAUGCAGACGGUCUCUGAGGCUGUCACAUUCACUCAAAACAUGAAGCUCGGUCAUUACAUGAAGGUUCCACCCCGGUCUACCUUUGUCGCCCAGACGACUGCCAUGGUCGUCUCGUGCCUCGUCCAGAUCGGUACCAAGAACGUCCUCUUUGCCGUCGUGCCCGACAUGUGCGCCUCCAACCAGAAGGACCUCUUGACAUGUAACAGCACCAAGGUAUUCUUCACUAGCAGCAUCAUCUGGGGUCUAAUUGGGCCCGCUCGUCUCUUUUCCCGAGGCGCAAUGUACGGUCCCCAAGUCUGGGCGGUACUCGUCGGCGCCGUCCUCCCUAUCCCUCUCUGGUACUGGGUCCGCCGCCACCCCCGCUCCAUCUUCCGCAAUCUCAACCUCCCCGUCUUGUUCAAUGGUCCCCUCGGUAUCCCACCGGCAACAGGUAUCAACUAUGCCAGCUGGCUGGUCACGGGCUUUGUAUUCCAGUUCUGGCUCAGGCGGCAGAGAUUCGCAUGGUGGUCCAAGUACAACUAUGUCCUCUCUGCUGCUCUCGACGUUGGGACUGCCCUCUCCGGAUUAUUCAUCUUCCUCAUCCUCCGCCUACCCAAUCUCAAUAUCAAUUGGUGGGGUACCGAAGUCCAUAUAGCCACUGGUGAUUGGACUGGUAUCCCGUAUCUUACCGCGCCCGACGAGGGUUUCGGGCCAACGAGCUGGACGACCUGA
Dioszegia hungarica is the source of this 2826-nucleotide messenger RNA. RefSeq names its product OPT oligopeptide transporter protein-domain-containing protein. Bases 1 to 2826 code for a protein of 941 amino acids. Gene Ontology annotation, molecular function: oligopeptide transmembrane transporter activity. Gene Ontology annotation, biological process: transmembrane transport. The transcript has 10 exons. The record is from RefSeq and is a predicted model, not a curated record. NCBI's taxonomy places the organism in Eukaryota, Fungi, Basidiomycota, Tremellomycetes, Tremellales, Bulleribasidiaceae.